CCGACCGAAACCCCUGUGACUUGCCGCGCGGUCCGAUCCAUGGCAGCCGCCUCCGCUUCCGCGUCCGCCGGGAACGCCGGCGACACGCGGCUGGUCGACCGCUGUAUCGACGCAGCGGCGCGCGGCCCAGCCACCGUGGAGGCCUGGCGCCGCCAGCGCCGGUCCCUGGAGCGCCUCCCGGGGCCGCUGGCUGACGAGCUCCUCCGCCGCCUCGCCGCCCGCCGCCUCCUGUUCCCCUCCCUCCUCGAGGUUUUCCGGUACUCGGCGGAGGAGAUCGACUUGAGCGGCAACAUCGCCGUAGAUGCCGAGUGGCUGGCUUACCUCGGUGCAUUUCGGUACCUCAGGGUCCUCAAGAUGGCGGACUGCAAGAACGUCAACAGCGCUGCGGUCUGGGCACUCUCCGGCAUGAGUACACUAAAAGAAUUGGACUUGUCCAGAUGCUCAAGGAUAUCAGAUGCCGGCAUCAAACAUAUAGUCUCCAAUGAUAGUUUGGAGAAGCUACACUUAUCUGACACUGGAUUGACUGACAAUGGCGUCAUGCUUAUCUCUGCACUGAAAAACUUACAGUUGCUAGAUUUCGGGGGAAUUCAUAUGACCGACAAAGCAUUACGGUCAUUACAGGUACUCACACAACUUGAGCACCUUGAUAUAUGGGGUAGUGAAAUUACUGACGAGGGAGCUUCUGUCCUUAUAGCUUUUACAAGAUUGAGGUUCUUGAAUGUUUCUUGGACAUAUGUGACUCGUUUACCACCUCUUCCAAACCUGCGGUAUCUUAACAUGAGCAGCUGUACAAUUCAUUCUAUCUGCGGCGGGGAUUCUGAAGUUCGUAUUCCUCUGGAAAAGUUUACCGCCUCUGCCGCCUCAUUUGGUAACAUUGAUGAAGUGUUCUCUAGUAUUGAAGUAAACUCAUUUUUAUUUUUGGACAUGUCAGGUUGCUAUUUAAGCAACUUGCAUAUAUUGCAAAAGCUGAAGGGUCUAGAGCAUUUGGACCUUAGCUUCAGCAGAAUAACUGAUGACGAAAUCCACUAUGUGGCAAAUAUUGGAAUGAACCUGAGAUAUCUAAGCCUGAAGGAUACUGCAAUAACCUCUCAGGCGACAUGUAUUUUGGCAGGAACAGUUCCGAACCUGUCCUCGCUGUCUUUAGCUUAUACAAAAAUUGAUGAUUCUGCUCUAGCAUACAUCAGCCUGAUGCCUUCAUUGGGAGUGAUAGAUCUAACUCACACAAAUAUCAAAGGGUUCACUCGUGUUGAAGCAAACUCGGAGAAAACACUGUCUAUGCCUCCGCUUGAGUGUCUCAUAUACCUCGAAAGUCUUCAUCUGGAGGACACGGCACUGGCAGAUGAAGUUAUACCUCCCCUAGCAUCCUUUAGGGCACUGAAAUAUUUGUACCUAAAAAGUGAUUUCUUGUCUGAUCCAGCUUUGCAUGCCCUGUCUUCUGCCUCAAACUUGAUACACCUUGGUUUCUGUGGGAAUGUAUUGUCGAACUCUGGGCUUCUGCAAUUCGUGCCCCCAACCCAGCUACGUGUGUUGGAUUUAAGUGGCUGCUGGAUCUUAACAGGAGAUGCCAUCUCAAAAUUUUGUAGGCAUCAUCCAAUGAUUGAGGUGAGACAUGAACUAAUGGAGGAACUUCAACAAAAUCGUGUUGGCACUUCGCAAGUUCACAAGUCUAAGCAACUUCUACAGCCAAAAGGAAAAAUUGUUAACAUUUCGGCUGAUGCUAGCAGGCUUUCUGCUAUCUCUUUCGUAGAUGAAAGGAUAAAAUAUAGCAGGGAGGAAUUGAUGAACAUCCAAGACCUUACUGGAUCGAGUUUGGUGUUGAAUGGUGUGCGGCUUCCACCCGAACUGAGAAGGAUGGAAUGAGACAAGCUCCGGUUUACAUUUCUCAUGCACUUCAAUCUCGUCAUUUGAUUAUAUAGUGCAGCCUUUUCAUUUUGGAACGCGGCAAUUUUACAUUAGUUGAAGUCAGAUUGCUAUCUCUCUCACUGUGUACUGGCUCUUGUAAUAUGAAGAAUUAGCUUGUAUAAUGUGUAUGUUCUUGUGAGCCUGUAGUAUGUAAUUGGUCAGCUGGGCUGUUAUUACGUAGGGCAUUUCUGUUAGGGGUCAUAUGUGACCAUGGAUUCAAAUGGUUGAGGCUUUCAGAUAUGUGAUGUUAUUUUUCUUCAACAUGUGUAUGGAUUUGUGAGUUCUUCA
Lolium rigidum is the source of this 2190-nucleotide messenger RNA. Its product is annotated as internalin I-like. The transcript is spliced from 6 exons. The coding region runs from base 40 to 1860 and encodes 606 amino acids. Gene Ontology annotation, molecular function: protein binding. The record is from RefSeq and is a predicted model, not a curated record. Lineage: Eukaryota; Viridiplantae; Streptophyta; Magnoliopsida; Poales; Poaceae.